AAGAAUAUUCUUUAAUUUUUUUUUUAUCAAACUACCUUUAUAUCUCUCUUAACUGCAUCAAACCUUCUUUCUUCUUCAUCUCCAUUUCCCUCAUUUUUCUCCAGAAGACAAAAGAAAGAAAAAAAGCAUGAAGUUUGGUAAGAGUCUCAGCAAUCAGAUCGAGCAGACACUGCCUGAAUGGCGUGACAAGUUCUUAUCUUACAAGGACCUCAAGAAGCGUCUCAAGCUCAUCGACUCCAAAACCGGAGACCGUCCCGCCAAACGCCUCCGACUCGACUCUUCCUUCGCCGUCGGUGACGAUUAUUCCGUCGGAAUGUCGAAAGAAGAGAUCAAUUUCGUCCAAUUGCUAGAGGACGAGCUGGAGAAAUUCAACAAUUUCUUCGUUGAGAAGGAGGAAGAGUAUAUCAUCAGGUUGAAGGAAUUGCGAGAUAGGAUUGCAAAGGCCAUAGAUUCAAAGGAGAAGAUGAUGACUAUAAGGCGAGAGAUUGUUGAUUUCCAUGGAGAGAUGGUUCUUCUCGAGAAUUACAGUGCUCUUAAUUACACUGGAUUGGUUAAGAUACUGAAGAAGUAUGACAAACGAACUGGUGAUCUCAUGCGCUUACCUUAUAUCCAGAAAGUGCUUCAGCAACCUUUUUACACUACAGACUUAUUGUACAAGCUCAUAAAGGAAUCCGAGGCAAUGCUUGAUCGGUUCUUUCCAGCUAACGAAACCCCACACGAGUCCGAGAACCCCACGGAUUCUGAUGCAGCAGAGUCUGCGAACAUACAAGCAGAGCUUUCAGAGCACAAGUUCAUGGAGAGCCUCCACAUGAAAAGCACCAUCGCUGCUCUUCGGGUUUUGAAGGAAAUCAGGAGCGGAAGCUCUACCGUAAGCGUGUUUUCUUUGCCGCCGCUCCAAUUAAACGGGUUAGACGAGACUUGGAAGAAUAUUCCGUUGUUGGAGCAAGAAGCCAAAUAGAGAGAGAGUAAGAGAGAGAGAGAGAGGGAAGGCACUCUUUUCCACUUAUUGUUUUUACAGUAGAAGCUAACAGAUUGCAAACCAUACAUUAUCAAUCAAUAUAUACACAAAAUGGCAAAAGAAACGUGAGAGGCUCUGUACUUGACAUCUUUGGUCGGUCUUGAGUCUCCUUGAGUUACAAAACAUGUGCAUUGUAACUUUGUUUCUGUGUUGGGUGUAGUCAUUGAUAUAUAUUAAUUUUACCACUUCAGAUUU
This is a messenger RNA of Eutrema salsugineum, 1213 nucleotides long. RefSeq names its product SPX domain-containing protein 1. Gene Ontology annotation, biological process: cellular response to phosphate starvation. The record is from RefSeq and is a predicted model, not a curated record. The transcript is spliced from 3 exons. Bases 128 to 958 code for a protein of 276 amino acids. Lineage: Eukaryota; Viridiplantae; Streptophyta; Magnoliopsida; Brassicales; Brassicaceae.